Selaginella moellendorffii is the source of this 1165-nucleotide messenger RNA. RefSeq lists its product as uncharacterized. The transcript is spliced from 2 exons. NCBI's taxonomy places the organism in Eukaryota, Viridiplantae, Streptophyta, Lycopodiopsida, Selaginellales, Selaginellaceae. The record is from RefSeq and is a predicted model, not a curated record. Bases 7 to 1101 code for a protein of 364 amino acids.
GAAGCAAUGGCAGCAGCAGCAGCGCAGGUGCUAGUGUCGAGCUUGGUGCUCAUGAUGGUUGCAGCCGCGGCUGCUACUUACAGCUAUCCGGACCAGCCGACGGACUACAUCCUUCUCAGCCGCCUGUACAGGAGAGGGCCGGAGCGUGCUCAGUGCAUUGGCAGGAACAGGAAGUGCCGGUUGAUGGUGCUCCAGUGCCCGUGGCAAUGCCCCGACCGGAAGAGCACCGUCCAGGGGAAGCAGUCGUGCUUCAUCGAUUGCUCGCCUAAGUGCGAGGCUACGUGCAAGCGCCGGAAGCCCAACUGUCGAGGCUAUGGCUCCGUCUGCUACGACCCCCGCUUCGUGGGAGGAGACGGAGUCAUGUUCUACUUCCACGGCAUGUCGGACAAGGAUUUCGCCAUCGUCUCGGACAGCAGCAUGCAAAUCAACGCGCACUUCAUAGGCAAGCGCGUCCAGGGACGAAGCCGAGACUUCACCUGGGUACAAGCUCUGGGGGUCAUGUUUGGCGAGGAUAGCAGGAGCUUGACGGUGGGAGCCAAGAAAGUUGGCGUGUGGGACGACGAGGUGGACCAGCUGGUGUUCACGUACAAGGGCGAGCCAGUCGUGGUUCCGGCGGGAGCCAACUCGGUGUGGACUUCGGACAGUGGAGACGUGAGAGUGGAGCGAAUCGCGGAGACCAACAGCGUGGAGCUUGCGGUGGAGGGGCUGCUGUCGGCUUCCAUCACCGUGGUGCCCAUCACGGAGAGAGACAACAAGAUCCACAAGUACGAGCUCACCCGGGACGAUUGCUUCGCUCACCUCGACAUCCAGUUCAAGUUUUUCAACCUGUCGAGCGCUGUGGAUGGAGUGCUGGGGCAGACUUAUCGGCCAGAGUUUCACAACCCGGUCAAGGUGGGCGUGCCCAUGCCGAUCAUGGGCGGGGAGGACAGGUUCCAAGUUAGCUCUUUGAUCAGCGCGGAUUGCAAGUCGUGCGUGUUCCAGGCCCAGGCCCAGGCCCAGGCCGCCGCUAGUAGCACCAUCACCGACAUGGGAUUGGGAAUGGAAGUGGCGACUCAAUGUAGCAGCAACAGUGGCAGCGGUGGAAUGAUGUGCCGCAGAUAAAAGAGAGCUUCUUGUUUGGUUCGAGUGUCUUUUUAACAUAACGGAGCGUUUCUCCUUUCCUCUG